CUUAGAUUAUCAAGAUGAUUAUGAAGAAGUAACGUUCAAAAAAUAUCAUUUGUGUAUUAAUAUUUUUUUGCUCUUUUAUAUUUGAAACUGCGUAAAAAUAAAUAAUUUUAAUUUAAUUUAAUUAUCAAACAAGAUAGAGGUGCAAUUAACAACCUUUUCCAUUUUAAUGAGGAAUUAGUCUUUUUCUGUCAAAUUACAUACAAAAGUUAAGGUAAAGUUGUUUCCAUUUAUAUGAAAAAUUGCAAACAUCGGUACAAAAGGUAGCUGUAAAAAGUCAUCAAAAGUACUACUUUGUAAUACUAUAGAGCACCAAAGACAGCAUCGUUCUCAAUUCGCAAUUACGUAACCGACUCGAUACACACGUAAUCAUGACUAGCAGGUGAUGCAUAUACGUAUUUUAUGACGACACCUAGUGCAUUUAAAAAAAAAUGUUAAUAACUUAUGUUCUGUAAAAAUGUUACUGUGUGAUUGAUUUAUUGCACAGGUUAUUAUUUUUUUUAUUUACAAUGAAUUCUUUGACAAUUUUGUAAAAAGAAAACUCGAGAAAUCAUUACGGUGACUAUUUUAUAAGAAUUACUUUUCAUUCUGAAAUAUCGAUUAUAACACUGAUUUAUUACAAUAAUUUACACCAAUGAUUAACAGAAAAUUAAAUGAUGAAAAAGUUUGCAAGUUGAUUUUGUCAUUAGGAAGUUCUUUUGCGCAAUCUAUUUCCGCAUCGCCAUAUAAUUUACAAAAAUUCAUAUAAAUAUACUAAAUUGAUUAUUCAUAAUACGUAGGAAGUUAAAUAAUUUCCUCUGUAAGUCUAAUGAGGUUUUUCAAGGAUUAUCUUCACAACUGCCAUCAACUUAUACUUUUACGAUGAUAACAGUUUUUCACUGUUCUUCAUAGUAAAAAAUUUUUUUAACUCAUUCAAAAUUCAUGAAGUCGUCAUACAGGAAUAAAAAUGAUCUCUUAUGUAUUGUUAAAGCACAAUCAGAUUUGUGAUAGUAGGUUUCAGUUGUUCAAACAAUACUUAAGAAACUCAUUAUGACAAAAAAAUUGUCUCAUCAUUUUAGUAAUCAUAAACCGAAUUCACUGAUCAAUUGAAAUUCGAUAAGAUUAGAUCGAAAGUAUCUUUGAAAAAAGAAAAAUUGAAAUAAUAACACCAAGAUGUCAAAUCUUGAUGAGGAAAUCGUUGAAUGGUUGAUCGGAACUUCAACGGCCGUUAUGGACCAAGUAUCUCCAUUGCGCGAAACUCUUCGAAACGAAAGUCUAGACUCUGGUUUUGACCUCGAGUCGACUGCUGACAGAAGAAAAAAUCGCGUGUUAAGGAGGACAAGAUCUCUUAAUGCUCCUAGUCCCAUACAGCAGUUUGGACCAUGUGGACGUAUUUUGAAAAAUGCAACUAUGGUCAUACAGAUCCAGGACCCUGCUUCACAAAGACUUACAUGGCAUAGACCACCUUUGUCAGUUCUAGUGAUAAAAAAAGUACGAGACUCUGCGGUAUUGUCUCCAUUUGUACAGCUAAUUACAUGGCUAAUGAAGGAAAAACGAAUGGUAGUAUUUGUCGAGGCUUCAGUGUUAGAAGAUCCAGCCUUGACUCGAGACUCUAGGUUCGAGCAUAUCCGAGACAAAUUACAAACUUUUAGAGAUGGCACAGACGAUCUUCAGGAUCGCAUCGACUUUAUCAUUUGUUUGGGUGGAGAUGGAACACUUCUGUAUGCCAGUCUGCUAUUUCAAGAAUCUGUACCACCAAUUAUGGCAUUCCAUUUAGGCUCUUUAGGAUUUCUAACGCCUUUUGAAUUCGAAAAUUUUCAGUCACAAGUUACGAACGUUUUAGAAGGUAAUGCAGCUCUGACACUGCGAAGUCGUUUACGCUGCGUCAUGAGACGCAAAGCUCAAAAGGAUCAACCCAAAGAAUCAAAGAGUCUUUUAGUUUUAAACGAAGUUGUGGUGGAUCGAGGCCCAUCACCCUACCUGUCAAACAUUGACCUGUUCAUUGAUGGAAAACACGUAACUAGUGUCCAAGGUGACGGUUUGAUAGUCAGUACACCGACAGGAUCAACGGCAUAUGCAGUAGCCGCGGGUGCGAGCAUGAUACAUCCAUCGGUGCCUGCUAUUAUGAUUACGCCCAUUUGUCCACAUUCGCUGAGCUUCAGGCCUAUCGUUGUACCAGCGGGAGUCGAGCUCAAGAUUUCAGUAUCACCUGACAGUAGAAAUACUUCGUGGGUGUCAUUUGAUGGUCGAAAUCGAACAGAGCUAUUUCAUGGUGAUAGUUUGGAAGUAACGACAUCCGUAUAUCCUGUCCCAUCCAUAUGUUCAGCUGAUCAAAUAACUGACUGGUUUGAUUCUCUAGCCGAAUGUUUGCACUGGAAUGUCCGCAAAAAACAAAAGCAUCUCGACGAACUUAGUGAUCUUACGCAUUCCUCAAGUAACGAUACCCUUGAUUCUUUGGAUCGAGAGAGUUAGUGCAAAAUUUAAGAAUACUUUACGAGGAUAUGAAAAUUACAUCGAAAAAUACAAAAAAGAAUUAAGUUAGUAUGAAUCAAACGAGCGUACUUGAACUCGAAAUUGCAAGUACUUGAGCUCAAAUUAUAUCACUUUAUUUCAACCAUUGUAGAUCCAAAGAUCUUCUCUCAGUUGCGUGAUAUUUCCUGACGAAUUUUAUAAACAAAAUGGAAAAAUACGUUUACAAGAUGCCAUCGGAACUAAUUAUAAAUAUAAUAUUUUGAUAAUUUUUUUAAAAAUCGUUAGUGAACUAAUCUUCAACAGUUUGGUCACUGCAUCAUUUAUUAUGAAAGAAACAAGUAUAUUUAGAAACUUAUGGAAUAUAAGUAUGCCGCGAUAUUGAAGCAUUGCUUAUGUAUUAUAUACGGUAAAAAAAUCUUAAUUUUUUUUCAAAAUAGAAACUAUUUCCGAUAAAGAACGGCAUCCGGGAAUUUUCUUUUUCUAUAUAGUCAAAAAGAAUUGGGUUCAAUAUUUUUCAUCAAAAAGUUUGAUAAAUAUUUAAAAUGCAAAUAGAGAGACAAAAACCACGAAGAAGUUGUCUCUUAGUUACAAACUUGAUAAAGAAAUGAAAGAUGGCAGUAUUUUCACAAUAAAAUGGAAUAGCAGGGAACAAAUAACCAAUAGCAUUUUAUUCAUUGUUACAAUUGUAAAUGAGAAAAAAUUAAAAUAUAAAAAUGCUAUUUAAAAUUUAAAAUUAAAAAAAAUUGAAAAAUAGGAAGCAAUCAAUAUGAACGAGUUAAUAAGAUAAUAAAUCUAUUUAUUAUUAAGCGUGAAUAGAGACUGUAUGGUCUGUUUAAGCGAACUGAAAUAUAUCGAUAAAGUUAAACAAAUAAAAAUAUGUUAUAGCAUGUAGAUUUUAAUGUGUGAACAAAGAAGUUUAAAAGAAAUUUUAUAAAUCAGUAACUCUAUUAUGAUAAUGUUCAUGUUUAUAAAAAUCUCUGCAUAAUUUAAAAUAUCUUUGGACGUGAUCGUAAAAAUAAUUUCUGCUUUUUAUAUUCUUUUCUUUUUAUGUUCUUUCUAUUCUGCUAAUCUAAUAUGCACAUGAAGGUUUUUUUACGCCUGAAAAUAAUUUACGAGAGUUGUUAUGAGGGCAAAAUUUGUCUAAUUUAACAUUUUUGAAAUUAUUGUAAACAAUUGAAAAAUCGAUAUUGCUAAAAAAUAUACCCUUUAAAGGGUCAAAAUAAAUUUUAACAAUAGCGAUUUAAAAUUGUUCAAUUUGUUUAUUAUUAGAGGACAAUAUAUUGUACUUUGCAUUUGUGAAGUUGGUUACCGCAUGUAAAUGUCAAGCGACUGAAUAAAUGUUUGUUGUUGUGAGGUUUAGUGCAACAAAGUCUCGCUAGCCCAAACUUAUAUUAUAAAAAAUUCAUUUUUAUUAGAAGUGUCCUGAACUAUCUUUGAAUAUGCUAAUAAUAUGACUUUGUUCUGUUUCUAGCGUCAGAUUUAAUUUCACCAAUAUUUUUUUUGAUAGAUCACGAACUAUAAAUAUUUAUGGCUAUAUGAAAAGACAACGUCUCUUAUGGAUAAUAUUGUAAAAUAGUGGAUAAUAUUUAGUAUGUUCUUUUUAAUAAAAUCAAUUUUGUACAUAUCAUUAAA
Messenger RNA from Trichogramma pretiosum, 4080 nucleotides. Its product is annotated as NAD kinase-like. The record is from RefSeq and is a predicted model, not a curated record. Gene Ontology annotation, molecular function: NAD+ kinase activity. The coding region runs from base 1150 to 2448 and encodes 432 amino acids. Gene Ontology annotation, biological process: NADP+ biosynthetic process; NAD+ metabolic process. The transcript is spliced from 8 exons. NCBI's taxonomy places the organism in Eukaryota, Metazoa, Arthropoda, Insecta, Hymenoptera, Trichogrammatidae.